CGCCUAAAACGUGACGAAAGGAGAUUAUUAUAAUGAGCUUGAGUAGUGUUCAAGACACAGAGCCAGUGUUUGCUAAUAUUACACAACCUUCGUAAGACUGUUUCGGGAAAAGCUGUUCAUCAGUGUCCCUAAUGGAGCAGGUCCUUCGAGGACAGAAUAAACGUCUGUGCAGCAAUGAUGUCCCGCGUAGAAGUCCUAGAAAAAGGACUAAGAUGGAGGAGCAUGAGAGCAUGAAGGAGGAGGAGGACGCUUUUGAAGGGUUCCCGUAUCCUAUUCCUUGGCAAAAACUGGAAGCGGAAGGACUGGACUGUGAUUAUGCUUUACUCUUCACAAAGGAGGAGGCAGAUAACCUUUUCAGACAGCUUGAGGAGGAGGUGGUGUACUCAACAGGAGAGGAAUCAAAGGUCCAGAUUUUCGGAAAGGUUUAUGAUAUACCAAGAAAACAAGCGACCUAUGGGAAUGCUGGCCUUACUUACACUUAUUCCGGGGUAAAGCGUCUAGCUUGCCCCUGGACUCCGACCUUGGAGUAUAUCCGAAACGCAGUCACAGAUGCAACCGGCCAGAGUUUCAACUUUGUGUUGAUCAAUAGGUACAAAGAUGGACGAGAUCACAUGGGGGAGCAUCGGGACGACGAGAAGGAGCUGGACCCCUCCUGUCCCAUUGCCUCUGUCUCUUUAGGAGCAGCUAGAGACUUUAUCUUUAGACACAGAGAUGCUAGAGGGAAACAGAGCAGCCGACAAAUUGAUCCUGUGAAGCUGGAGCUUGCUCAUGGAAGUCUGCUCCUCAUGAACCCUCCGACAAAUACCUACUGGUACCACAGCCUCCCUGUUCGGAAGAAGGUCCUCUCGCCUCGCAUUAAUCUCACCUUUAGACGAAUCCUGGUGGACAUCAAAAAAACAAUAAAAAAGGAAAAUAACAGCAAGGACCCAGGUUAGAGAGCUCAUUCUGAAAAAAAAAAAAAAUUCUGUCAAACUAAAUAAAGACUUAAAAGAACUUUCAAACUUUUCUGGUAAAUCUGUCCGACCCACAGUAUAUAGCCAGUGACAUAUAAAGCUGCGCAUCUUGUUUAGUUCAUCGAUCUGUUUUUGUUGUAAAUCUGUAUAUUUAUAUAAUAAUGGUAGAAUCUGAGCAUCACAAAAAGGUUUCUACUCCUUCUCUAAUGACAUCACAGAAGUAGGACUUUUUGAGUCUUUCCGUUCCUUUUAUUCACCUCAAUAAAAUGCACAUCUAUCAGUGUUCCACUGGGGUCAGCUGACACACUUAAAUCUUGUGCCUUUCUG
Messenger RNA from Cyprinodon variegatus (sheepshead minnow), 1280 nucleotides. RefSeq names its product alkB homolog 2, alpha-ketoglutarate-dependent dioxygenase (gene alkbh2). NCBI's taxonomy places the organism in Eukaryota, Metazoa, Chordata, Actinopteri, Cyprinodontiformes, Cyprinodontidae. Gene Ontology annotation, biological process: DNA repair. The coding region runs from base 132 to 935 and encodes 267 amino acids. The record is from RefSeq and is a predicted model, not a curated record. The transcript is spliced from 4 exons.